GGGCCUCAAACCCACGCAGUAGUGUGAACGCCGUCGCCAUUCGCCUCGGCCUCUCACAUCGCUUGCAACGAACUUUACGAACUGUGAUAGCACCGAAUCUUCUGAAUACUGAGCUGUGGCAGAAGUUACGUGAUUUAUCAAUGGCGAACCCAACCCCGACUUCGUACUGGCCACAUUUGUACUGAUAUUUGCAUAGGAAGCGCAAGAGCAAAGGCCAGAGCCAUACGAUGGCAAACAUAGAAGAUCCGGACGGAAACCGGACCGACGCCGGUGAGAACUCAACUCACUCUCGCGCAGCCAUCGCGUUGGAUGGCGGACCGACGGCGAAGGAUGCGCUUGCUAUAUCCCACAUCCUAGCGUUCCCAUCCCCCACUUCACUCUCUACAUGGCUACUACGUCGCAAACCGCAGAGCGUCCACAUACUACGACCGCCCGACGUUUUAACCUCCCGGAGGAGCGCUUCAGCGUGGCCUGGGACUUCGAGAGAUGGUGGGUCGACCAUCAACCAUGGCUCGAAGGUCACGGAUACAUGCUGCGCCCACGCUAUCGACCUGGUUGGACUCCGUCCUGGUAUGCGGAUGGCAUGGGUGAGACGAAGUGGAAUGCUGAAGACUGCAUAAUCAUGUCGUAUGCCUUCAUACUUGACGCUACACGCAUAUCUGAUGGGGCCUUCGUGGUCCUCAAACGAGUGGACAAGCGUCGUCACCCAAUGGAGGUGGAAAUUACCUCCACGCUCUGCUCUUCACCCUAUUCGUCCGACCCUCGCAAUCACUGCAUCCCCGUCAUUGAGGUGCUCCAAGAUCCAGAGGAUGAGAAUUUCCAGUUGAUGGUGUUGCCGUUGCUGCGCCAUUACGCUAACCCACGGUUCGACACCGUCGGCGAAGCCGUGGUCUGUUUCCGCCAAAUUAUCCAAUGCGUUCGCUUUUUGCACGCGAACAAGGUAGCCCAUCGGGAUAUUCACCCACUGAAUAUUAUGAUGGACGCAUCCCCUCUCUACACGAUCCCGUUCCAUCCCAUGCGCCCGGACAUGCGACGUGACUACAAGGGCGAUUCGGAGCCGACAUGCACCCGUACUGAGCGACCUGUGAAGUACUACCUUAUCGACCUUGGUCUGGCUGUUCAGUACGAUACCAUCGAUCCGCCCCCGCUUGAGAUCCCUGUACUUGGAGGGGACAAAACCGUCCCCGAAUUCCUCGCAAAUGGAAUGUCAAAACCGUACAACCCUUUCCCUACGGACGUGUACUAUCUCGGUAAUUGGAUACGUCAAGAUUUUUUGGAGGGGCAUCGUUCCGUGACUGGUGGCGUGUUGAGCUCCAAGCGCUUGGGCCUUGAGUUUCUUCGUCCGCUCGUCGACGACAUGACGCAGGCCGAUCCUUCCAAGCGGCCGAACAUGGUCGAAGUGGAAGAAAGGUUGGAGGGUCUUGUUGCCUCGCUUUCAUCUUGGAAGCUACGCUCGCGCGUGGCCAAAGAGCACGACAACCCGUUCCACAGUAUGUACCUCUCGACCACGCACUGGUUGCGUCGGGUCAAACUCGUGGCCUUGCGACGAGCUGCUGUCCCGUCUCCUACGAAAUGAGUAUCCAAUCGAGUUGACAACUAUGUCUGUUUGUGGCG
Schizophyllum commune H4-8 is the source of this 1614-nucleotide messenger RNA. RefSeq lists its product as uncharacterized. Lineage: Eukaryota; Fungi; Basidiomycota; Agaricomycetes; Agaricales; Schizophyllaceae. The coding region runs from base 386 to 1576 and encodes 396 amino acids. Gene Ontology annotation, biological process: protein phosphorylation; intracellular signal transduction. Gene Ontology annotation, molecular function: ATP binding; protein serine/threonine kinase activity. The transcript has 5 exons. Gene Ontology annotation, cellular component: cytoplasm. The record is from RefSeq and is a predicted model, not a curated record.